ACUCCACUGAACAGAGUAAACAUGUCGGGCCUGGUGAAAUCGGAGGGAUGGUUUUAUGACGAUUUGGAUAACGUAAAAAUUGGUUUUAAAGUGGAUGAGGUUUUGUUCCGUGGCAAAUCGCCUCUGCAAGACAUACUCGUUUUUCAGAAUGCAGAGUUCGGGCGGGUUCUUGUGAUUGACGGAACCAUUCAGCUGACGGAAAAGGACGAGUGUGCCUACCAUGAGAUGAUCGCUCAUUUGCCACUCAAUUCACACCCUGAGCCAAAACGAGUUCUGAUCCUGGGGGGAGGGGAUGGGGGUGUGGCCAGGGAGGUGGUGAAGAAUAGCACGGUAGAGACGGUGGACAUCUGUGAGAUUGACCAGAUGGUCUUAGACGUGUCUAGGAAGUAUCUACCCUUCACCAGUUGCGGACUCGACCACCCAAAGGUCACCGUUCAUGUGCAAGACGGGGCAGAGUUCAUUAAGGCCGUCCAGCAUAAAUAUGACGUCAUCAUCACCGAUUCGUCCGAUUUUACAGAAGAGCCCAGUCCGUCCACGGCUUUGUUUCAGCUUCAGUACUACCAGGGUGUGAAAGAAGCCUUAGCCCCCGAUGGGAUCAUGUGUUCUCAAGCCAUGGGAAUGUGGACGGAUGAGGAUCAUACCCGGAUGAUAUUCCAGGCCUGUGCCUCAGUAUUCAACUCUGUGGAGUAUGCCCACACAUACGUACCGUCUAGUCUAGGAGGCUGCAAUGGUUUCGUGCUCUGUACAGACACGCAGAUUGUUAAGUUUCGUUGA
Liolophura sinensis is the source of this 774-nucleotide messenger RNA. RefSeq names its product spermidine synthase-like. The record is from RefSeq and is a predicted model, not a curated record. Gene Ontology annotation, biological process: spermidine biosynthetic process. Bases 22 to 774 code for a protein of 250 amino acids. The transcript has 7 exons. Gene Ontology annotation, cellular component: cytosol. NCBI's taxonomy places the organism in Eukaryota, Metazoa, Mollusca, Polyplacophora, Chitonida, Chitonidae. Gene Ontology annotation, molecular function: spermidine synthase activity.